AUGAUGAGCACAAUGUACGCAAGGUUUUCGUAUGGCAUUGGACUGGAGCCUACUACUAGUAAGAGCAGCUCGUCCAAGGGACAACAAUCCUUCAAGCUUGCUGGCAUUCUGGCUCUAUGUGUGCUACUAGCGGUGGCCCUUCCAGUUGCAUUCGUCAUUUCUUCAUUGAAGCAUCCUGGGACUCCCAAUGUGCAAGACUCGACAACGCCAAUCUCGAUCGAAGUACCCACAGGUAUCUCCAUGGAAACCAUCACGGGGACUUUUGCACUAGACGCACGGACUCUCGAGGAGGAGAACAAAGAUCCCACUGCGGACCACAACAAUAAUGGGGAACCUAAUGAUGGGUACUGUGAGUGGCCAUGCAAAAAGUAG
Molecule: messenger RNA, 372 nt
Organism: Seminavis robusta
Lineage: Eukaryota; Bacillariophyta; Bacillariophyceae; Naviculales; Naviculaceae
Source: the annotation of a GenBank genome assembly